Molecule: messenger RNA, 7428 nt
Organism: Platichthys flesus (European flounder)
Lineage: Eukaryota; Metazoa; Chordata; Actinopteri; Pleuronectiformes; Pleuronectidae
Gene: synj1
Product: synaptojanin 1
Exons: 32
Coding region: 114-5153 (1679 amino acids)
Biological process (GO): synaptic vesicle endocytosis; phosphatidylinositol dephosphorylation
Molecular function (GO): phosphatidylinositol-4,5-bisphosphate 5-phosphatase activity; nucleic acid binding
Source: RefSeq, a predicted model, not a curated record
GGGGGACACGGUAAGGAGGCGUCCAUCAUCUCCACCUUCCCGUGAUUUAAACCAAACACGCAACUGUGCGACAAACCUGGUCAUAACAAAGGUUUUUUCCUCCUGAAUCAACAAUGGCCUUCAGCAAGGGAUAUCGCAUUUACCACAAGCUGGACCCGCCCCCCUACAGUGUCAUAGUGGAAACCAGGACCAGGGAAGAAUGUCUCAUGUUUGAAUCGGGGGCUGUCGCUGUUCUGUCGGCAGCAGAGAAAGAGGCCAUUAAAAGUUCAUAUACCAAGAUAGUUGACGCCUAUGGAGUCCUGGGUGUCCUCCGCCUAAACUUGGGGGACUCCAUGCUCCACAGUCUGGUGGUGGUGACAGGAUGUAGCUCUGUGGGGAAGGUGCAGGACUCUGAGGUUUUCAGGGUCACACAGACGGACUUUAUAUCACUGAAGAAUGAUCCAGGAGACGAGGACCGGAUCGCGGAGGUGCGAAAGGUCCUGAACUCAGGACACUUCUACUUUGCUUGGUCUUCCAGUGGAGUCAGUUUGGACCUGAGUCUCAAUGCACGUCGCAGGAUCCAAGAAGAUUCAACAGACAACCGCUUCUUUUGGAACCAGUCUCUUCACCUGCACCUGAAACAUUACGGAGUUAACUGUGAGGACUGGCUGUUGAGGCUGAUGUGCGGUGGUGUGGAGAUCAGGACCAUCUAUGCAGGUCACAAACAGGCCAAGGCCUGCAUCUUCUCCCGCCUCAGCUCAGAGCGAGCAGGCACUCGAUUUAAUGUCCGAGGAACAAACGACGAUGGACAGGUCGCCAACUUUGUGGAGACUGAACAGGUUAUAUUCCUGGAUGAUAGAGUUUCCUCCUUCAUACAGAUCCGUGGGUCCAUUCCUCUUUUCUGGGAACAGCCAGGAAUCCAGGUUGGCUCUCAUCGUGUCAAACUCUCAAGGGGAUUUGAGGCUAAUGCACCAGCGUUCGAAAGACACUUCACUGCACUGCGGAGGUUGUACGGUAAGCAGGUGAUCCUCAACCUGCUUGGGAGUAAGGAAGGAGAACACAUGCUCAGUAAAGCGUUCCAGAGUCAUCUGAAGGCUUCGGAACAUGCGUCAGCAGUGAAGAUGGUGAACUUUGACUACCACCAAAAUGUGAAGGGAGGCAAAGCAGACAAACUUCACAGUGUCCUGAAACCCCAGGUCAACAAGUUUGUAGAUGAGUGCGGGUUCUUCUAUUACUCUGGAGAGUCCGGCAUCACAAGGACUCAGGGUGGGACCCUCAGGACCAACUGCCUGGACUGUCUGGACAGAACUAACAGUGUACAAGCCUAUUUCGCCCUCGAGAUGCUGCCGAAGCAGCUGGAGGAAAUGGGUCUGACGGAGAAACCCCAGCUGGUGGCCCGGUUCCAGGAGGUUUUCAGGACCAUGUGGUCGGUCAAUGGAGACUCCGUCAGUAAGAUCUAUGCAGGCACCGGGGCUCUGGACGGGAAGGCCAAGUCUGGGAAGCUGAAAGAUGGAGCGCGCUCUGUGACGAGGACUAUCCAGAACAACUUCUUCGACAGUUCUAAGCAAGAGGCGAUCGACAUCCUGAGACUGGGCUCCACACUCAACAGUGAUUUGGCGGACAAAGCUCGGGCCUUGCUCACCACUUCCAGUCUUUAUGUCACUGAGCCCGUCUUACAAUCAGCCUCCCCAAGGGUACUGCUGGGAAUGUGUCAGAACUACCAGAAAUACACAAUGCCCAAGCAGAUCCGGGUGUGUGUCGGCACCUGGAAUGUGAACGGGGGUAAACAGUUUCGCAGCAUUGCUUUCCGCAACCAGACGCUCAACGACUGGCUGCUUGAUGCUCCCAAGAAGGCGGGGCAUCCUGAGUUCCAGGACAGCAAAGCCAACCCCAUCGAUAUAUUUGCCAUCGGUUUUGAGGAAAUGGUUGAACUGAAUGCCGGCAACAUCGUCAGUGCCAGCACCACGAACCAGAAGCUGUGGGCAGCUGAGCUCCAAAAAAACAUCUCCCGGGACCACAAAUAUGUUCUGCUGGCUUCAGAGCAGCUGGUGGGAGUGUGUCUGUUUGUUUUCAUCCGCCCACAGCAUGCACCCUUCAUCAGGGAUGUUGCCGUAGACGUGGUAAAAACUGGAAUGGGCGGAGCCACAGGCAACAAAGGUGGUGUUGCCAUCCGCCUCCUGUUCCACACCACCAGCAUCUGCUUUGUCUGCUCCCACUUCGCUGCUGGCCAAUCACAGGUCAAGGAGAGGAAUGACGACUACAGUGAGAUCACGCGCAGACUCACCUUCCCCAUGGGUCGUCUGCUUUACUCGCACGAUUACGUGUUCUGGUGUGGAGACUUUAACUAUCGCAUCAGCCUGCCCAACGAGGAAGUGAAGGAACUCAUCAAACAGCAGAACUAUGAGGCCUUGACAGCUGGAGACCAGUUGUUGGAUCAGAAGAACGCUGGUUUGGUCUUCCGAGGUUUUAUCGAGGGAAAGUUAGAUUUUGCUCCCACCUACAAGUAUGACCUCUUCUCAGAAGAUUAUGACACUAGUGAGAAGUGCCGCACACCUGCCUGGACUGACCGUAUACUCUGGAAGAGGAGGAAGUGGAACUUUGACAAAACAGCUGAGGAGAUGAAUAUGGUUGGUGCAGCUUCUACAUCUGGGGAGAAUGAGGAGGAUCCAGACAACCCUUGGUACCCCGGCACUCUGAAGUACUAUGGCAGGGCUGAGCUCAAGACCUCAGACCACAGGCCUGUGGUGGCGAUUAUGGACGUGGACAUCCUGGAGGUCGACCCAGAUGCUCGGCACCAGGUUUACAAAGAUGUCAUUGCCCAGCAGGGGCCUCCAGACGGAACCAUCCUGGUGUCACUCUGCACCUCCGGCCCUGAUGACUACUUUGACGAUGCACUCAUAGACGAGCUGCUGGACAAGUUUGCUCAGUUUGGAGAGGUCAUCCUCAUCAGGUUUGUCGAGGAGAAGAUGUGGUUGACUUUCCUGGAAGGUUACUCUGCUCUCGCUGCUCUUUCUCUCUGUGCUUCCACUGUCCUUGGCAAAGUGAUUGACAUCCGCCUGAAGAGUCCAGGCUGGAUCAAGAGUCUGGAGGAGGAGAUGAGCGUGGACAGGAUCUGUGGAAGUAUCCCCACCUCAGCUAGCUCCACUCUGCUGGCUGAGGACACGGACAUGGGCGACGAUGAUUACGAUAUGGAGGGGGAUGUGGACGAGGAGGUGGAGGAGAUCCUUCCCCAGCACCUGCAGCCUGGAGCCGGCGCCUCCUCGCCUCAGCCCUCCCCCCGCAGCAGCCCCUGUCCCUCCCCAACCCAAGGAGAACCAUCGACCCCCAGCAGACCCAGUCGUUCACAGCAACCCUCCCGACCAUCGCAAGCUGAAUUAAGUCCAUCAUCAGUGAGGAGACGAAGUUCAGGGCCUCCUGUCGACUUCCAGCCUGGUGCCCCCACAUCUCUCUGCCUGGAGCCCAAGCGUGCCCCUCCCCCUCGUCCUAACGCACCUCCGGCCAGACCAGCACCCCCUCAACGUCCACCUCCACCUUCAGGAGGCAUGAGCCCUCUUCCAGUUAGGAGGGACUCUGGAGGACCAAAGAGCCCGGCUCUUCCUCGGCCCUCUGCCGCUGCAGCUCGAGGAGCAGCAGGAGCUCCUGCACCUGGAGGUUUCCCCAGACCGAAUAUCCCUCCCCGAGCCGGGGUGAUCAGUAUUCCCCCCCAGUCUCGCCCACCACAUCCUUCUCACCCAGGAGCACCGAGACCGAUACCAGAAAUGCAUCCAGGGGCCCCCCGACCCAUCCCGGACACCCAUCCUGGGGCCCCUCGACCUGUGACCGGUGCCUUGGAGAAACCUACUGACCUGCCUUUGGGCCCUCCACUCUCAGGCCCACCUCCUGCAGUGAGACCCCAGGCUCCAUCACAAAUGUCGCCCCAACUUCCUGCCCCCUCAGUUCCGUCCCCGGCCCCACCACGGAUCCAGCCCACACUUCAAGCUCCGCUCCUGCCGCAGCAGGCUUCAGCUCCCAAAGGAGGAUUUCCUCCUGCUGCUGGUGCCGCCGCCCCUGCUGGGCCUCCGCAGGGACUAGCCUCUCCCAAACCCCCCCCACGUUCCCGCUCCUCUCACGGACUGCCGCAUGAGGACGCCAAGCCUGAGACGGCCCCAGCUGCACAGACCAAUGGACUGAAUGGACUCCAAAACGAAGCACAAUGGAAGCCUGACCCCUUCGACACACUCCUCUCCUCCUCUUCCUCCUUGUCCUCCUCCUUCUCCUGGCACACGACCCAGUCCCUGACCAGAGGCUCCUCUCUGCGAUCUCCCCCCUCUGUUCCUCCAUCUACAUUCUCCUCCAGCACUCUCCCCUCAUCCUUCUCCCUGCAGCCCUCUGCUCUGUCAGACCUGCGAGUGCUCGACUCAUCCUCCUCUUCCUCGUGCUCCACCCCAUCGCCUCUUGCCUCCACCUUGCUCCCGCCACCUCCGGUCCCGUCUCGCAGUCGCUCGCAGGAAACGCUGUGUGUCCCCCCCGGCCCCUUCCCGACUGAGUCGCUUCCUGCCCGACCCAACAGCACCAAUCCCUUCACAGGUCCGCUGUCACAGCAUCAUCGCUCGCUCACCCCGGACUUCAGCGUCCAGCGUCCAGGCCCGGCAUUAAACCCUCAGAGGCCCAUGUCUGCUCUCACUCAGCCACUCAUUCCCACCCGUGGUCCAGCAAUGGUCCCUGCAGCUGCACCAACCUCCCAGCUCCAGAGGACAAUGUCCCUUUUCUCACCUUCAUCCAUGCUCAGUCCUGCACUGGCUCCUCUGGCUCCCUUCACCUCUGACCCAUCCCCUGCUCCUGCCUUGCCUCUGGCACCACCCUCCUCCAUCCCACCUACCAUUGCACCGCGCGUCCAACCUCCUCCACCGGGAGGCAAACCCACCAAGCAGUGGGUCACGUUCGACGAUGAGUUGGAUUUCCCAGCCACGACAAAAACACAACACAUCCCUGUCGUCCCUUCCAAUUCCCUUCCGCCCCAAACUCAGACUCCUCGCUCCGUGUUCGACUCGGAGCCCGACUGGUUAUACACGGCCCCUUCGGCGUUCCCCACCCUCCCUCCUCCUGUCUCCACCAGAACUGCCACUGCUAAGCCCAAACUCCCAGAGGGUCCCAGUGACAGCUGCUUCUUCCUCGGGGAGUCGACAGAAAGAUAGGAUCACCCUGAAUAUGUAAAGGGCAUGUCCAGAUAUGUAUAGACCAAUGACAAAAUGUGUAUAUGUUUGUGUGUAUGUACAAAAGAGCCAGUAUUUAAGUAGUACAGACCAUUCCCCUUCUUAAACACAGGAAAGGGUUUAUAUCUCGAGCAGAAUAAUGAGACGCGUGUUCCAACCUUAAAACACAGAUAUUAGCUUGUUCCCUAAUAUUAACGUUUAUUUUAAUAUAAAUCGUUCUGAUGUUUAUUUUGAUCCAUGGAAGCAGACGUGCCUGUGUCUACAGUAUACAGUUAAACAAAGUAUAUCUAUACGCACAAAUCAUUUGUGUAAGCACCUGUGCAAUAUCAAGACACGUCGCUGGCCGUAAAGCACGCCGCCUCCACCUGAAUCAAUGUUGCCUCCAUAUUUACGAACACGCUGCGGUUUACAUCCCUCAUUUCUGACCGAUCUGUGCAUCAGAGGAGACGAUCAUCUUCUACUUUCUCGAAUUUUGUCCAGGUUAAAAGUCACAUUGUGUGCUAGCUUUUUUCAUGAAUGUACUUUAUGUUGUACUGGGUUCGGUCACUCGUCCACCUGAUGGCGAGACACAUUCUCUCUCUACUCAGUCAUCACUCUGUCUAUAGGCCGUUCCGCUUAGCUGAAUAUAUUUUGUAGCUCUAUAUCAAAAAACCUAUACAUAGUGGUUAUGUAUAUAUUAACGUUUUCAAUAUGGAAACCCUUGGCUAAUUGUGCGUGUGUGUUUUUGUGAUAACCGUAUCAGUGGUUUGCACAAUGUAACUGAUAUGCACUGAUAUGCUGUACGACAACGACAAAGACGACAACCUGAACCGAUGAGAGGGAUUUCUUCCUCAUUUCCACUUCCUCCUUGAUUUAUCCAAAGCAUUGAACCGUGCUAGUGUAGAUUCAGAGACUGGGGCUUGUGUGUCUGUGCGCGUGUGCGUGUGUUUGCUUCCUACGAAGGUUUGAGUCUGUGAGCGUGACGUGAAAGGCGUCGUGCGUGAUAAUACGAGGGCACAUUUACCAAGCUUUUACUUUCCGAAAACAUUUACUCUAAAUACUCUAUUGUUGAUACUGUGGUGAGAAGUGACGUGUCGUGUUUGAGGUGCAUAUCGUCCGUUUAUGUGUUUGACAGUGUUUAUGUUUGGAUGUAAGUGUGUGUACAGGGUUAACCGUGGAACACCAGAGCUUUCCCCCUCAGAGGUCUUCUCUUAUAUAGGAACAUAUGUGCUUACAGGUUCAGAAGUCGCAGCCUCUGUAUUAACUCACUCGUGGCUCUAAUCGUAUUCCUGCUCUCCAGUCUGCUCACAACAAACACUGUAUGCAAAAUAGCAAACAUGCAAGACAAAGGACUUCAUUCCCCUUUCAGAGCACCCGCCACCUGAGUGAGAAUUCCAGCGCUACUGGAAGACUAUAAGUUCACUGAGAAUACAGACUCUUAAAAACUACACUGUACGGUCGGACCCUGAAUGCGUCGCCAGACAACAUUGUCCAGUCGGCUGUUUGUUGUGUUGCUCCCAGGUCGCCGUGCGGCACACAUUCCAGACCGGAGUGUGAUCCGAGUGUUGGGUGUCAAAUUCUUCCACAUGUGAUAUCUAACCCGUAGCUGUUUCCCUCUGGUUUGAGAGCCUCGCUGGUUCCUUAAUCAUUCCUAAGGUGUGCUUGUGUGCGUGUGCGUGUGUGUGUGUGGUGUUGUCAAAGGUGACGUGUCAGUAAUACUUUGUUCACCUACUUCACUCGGUUGACAACGACGACAAGCAAUAGUUUAGCGAAAAGGGAUCAGUGAGAGCCCGGUCCUCCCUAACUCGACACACAGCAGGUGAUGAAGACCGAUUUUUUUAAUUAUUUAAUUAAAAGCAUUUCAAUGGUUCACGGAGGAUACAACGUGCAAACCAAGAAAGCACCAGCUCCAUAAUGCUUAUCACGCUCUAUCUAAACACAUGAUUAUGAGUAAAAACUAUAUCUGCAUUAAGAGUAGAUGACUAGCCAGCGCUUUUGUGUCACGUCAUGUUCCCGAGAGGACAUUUUAUAGGAAACAAUUUGCUCCUUUUUGUGAGGUCGGUGUUCCUUUUUAUGGCUAUACCCCCCCCCCCCCCCCCCUUAAUGUAUAAGAGUCUGUGUUGUUGAACAUAUUCUGUGCGUAUUCAAGAGAAUUCAUGACGCUGCGACUCGUGUCAGUAUCCCGACGUUCCAUAUUUUAAGUGCACAGCUGAUUGCACAAUUAUGUAUGAAGCAGUUUAUGUUGUAUGUAUGCAAAAAUAAAUGUUCGUUGACCUGA